Messenger RNA from Clavispora lusitaniae ATCC 42720, 426 nucleotides. It is a transcript of the gene RPB7, whose product is annotated as DNA-directed RNA polymerase II subunit. NCBI's taxonomy places the organism in Eukaryota, Fungi, Ascomycota, Pichiomycetes, Serinales, Metschnikowiaceae. The record is from RefSeq and is a predicted model, not a curated record. Gene Ontology annotation, molecular function: single-stranded RNA binding; translation initiation factor binding; single-stranded DNA binding. Gene Ontology annotation, cellular component: P-body; RNA polymerase II, core complex. Gene Ontology annotation, biological process: positive regulation of translational initiation; positive regulation of nuclear-transcribed mRNA poly(A) tail shortening; DNA-templated transcription.
AUGUUGAAAGGUACAUGUACUGGUCAGUUUGGUUACAUUGUGUGUGUUUUGGACUGUAUGAAUAUUGACGUUGGCCGUGGCAGAAUUAUACCUGGAAGUGGAAUGGCUGAGUUUGAAGUCAAGUAUAGAGCGGUGGUAUGGAAGCCUUUCAAGGGAGAGGUUGUCGAUGCUGUUGUUACCACUGUGAAUAAGAUGGGCUUUUUCGCAGACGUUGGACCUUUGUCGGUUUUUGUCAGUACUCACUUGAUAUCGUCCGACAUGAAAUUUAACCCAUCAGCCAAUCCUCCAGCAUACGUUAGUCCCGAUGAGACGAUCGAGAAAGGAUCUCGUGUAAGAUUGAAGAUUGUGGGUACUAGAACAGACGUGAAUGAGAUUUAUGCUAUUGGAAGUAUAAAAGAAGAUUACUUGGGCCCAAGUCCAAUGUGA